Molecule: messenger RNA, 2187 nt
Organism: Thamnophis elegans (Western terrestrial garter snake)
Lineage: Eukaryota; Metazoa; Chordata; Lepidosauria; Squamata; Natricidae
Product: zinc finger protein 239-like
Exons: 3
Coding region: 843-2006 (387 amino acids)
Biological process (GO): regulation of transcription by RNA polymerase II
Molecular function (GO): RNA polymerase II cis-regulatory region sequence-specific DNA binding; DNA-binding transcription factor activity
Source: RefSeq, a predicted model, not a curated record
UUAAGCAGAGCAGAAGCCCCGCCCCCGGCUCUGUCUCUCUCCCCCUCCCCCCCGCCUUACUGCCUGGAUUUCCGCUUCCCACGGUGAUUUCCGCUCCUUCCUCGGAGGAUCUGCGCUGGAUCCUUCGGGAGAGGCUCCUGGAUCCCGCUGGGGGCAGGUGGGGCUGCUCUCCCUUCGCCCUCCAGGCCGCCCCUCCAGCCAGGAGAUCUCCCCCCCGCCCCCCGCCAGGAGGAAGGGAGCUGCGGAUCCCGAUCUUCGGCUCGCAGGGUUUUCCUCGGGGAGAUCCGGGCUCUGGCGUUGCUUGAAGGGAGCGGAUCCCGCCCUUCCCUCCAGGGGGACAAAAGGGGCUCCGUCCCUCGGCUGGAUCUGCCCCCUCCUCUCCCGGGCAAGGCUCCCCGAGGGGGCUCCGGGUGAAUCCGGGAAGGAACUUUGGGGUCGUUUAUAGAUUAAGCUCAGCAUUAUGUCGGCAUCUGAGUCCUUUUCAUUUCCCUUUGCAGGGGAAUAGUGAAGAUGUGGCUGUGAACUCCAGAGAGGAGAAAGGGGCAUUCUUGGAUCAGACCCCCACCCGAAAUUUUGGCCGGGACUCAAUCUUAGAAAAUUUGGAAAUCUUGGCCCCGUUGUAGGAGGAGCUUCCUGCACAAAGGGCCAAUCGGUUAAGGAGAAAUCAAACUGUUUGGCGGUGGGGAUCCUCCCUGGCCUUGACCCAGAGGGGUAACAAGUAACCCAGAGACCUCUUAAGAUUAACUUUAAAGCGGAUAAAAGAUUGUGACCAAGGAUUUACCUUGAAGACAACUGUCAACAGAGGGUAGAAAAUCAGCCCAAGGCAGCAGCCGCCCGAAAGGAUGAAGCUUAGGAAACGCUUGAAUCCCCCAUCAAACACAAGCAGCAUUGCAAAAAAAUCCUAUGAAUGCUCAGAAUGUGGGAAAUCCUUUGCCAGCAGGUCCCUCCUUUUGACCCACAGGAAGGUCCAUGUGGGAAGUGGAUCCAGUCAAGGUUCAGAGGGGAAGAAAUCCUUCUCUGGGAAAAAUUCCAAAGAUCUCAAAAUCCCCCCAAGACUAAAACCCUAUAAAUGUGAGGAAUGUGACUUGCGCUUUGGUCAAAAGGCACACCUUCUUACACAUCAGAAAAUCCACACUGGAGAGAAACCUCACCAGUGUCUAGAAUGUGGGAAAUUUUUCCGUGAAAAACCCACCCUCAGAAACCACGAGAGAAUCCACACAGGGGAGAAACCUUACAAGUGUUGGGAAUGUGGGAAGAGCUUUUCUCAGAAAGCUCAUCUUUGUUCCCAUGAGAAGAUCCAUGCAGGAAUCAAACCUUACAAGUGCUUUGAGUGUGGAAAAUGUUUCACCUGGAGUUCAUCUCUUCAGAGUCAUUGGAAAACACACACAAGGGAGAAAAAUGAAAAGUGCCUGGAAUGUGGGAAGUGUUUUUCCUGGAAAUCAAACCUGCUGCAACAUCAGAGAAUUCACACUGGAGAGAAACCUUUUGAAUGCCCAGAAUGUGAGAAACGAUUUGUAUAUUCUUACGAGCUUCAGAGACACCAGCUGAGGCACAAAGGGGAAAAACGCUAUCAAUGUGGGGAGUGUGGGAAAUUUUUUUAUUUGAUAGGUGAGCUUCGGGUUCAUGAGAGAAUCCACACAGGGAAGAAACCCUACAAAUGUGGGGAGUGUGGAAAAUGCUUUUCCCAUAAACCAAACCUUAAAACCCAUCAGAGGGUCCACACAGGAGAGAAGCCCUACAGAUGCGUAGAAUGUGGAAAAUCUUUUGCUCAAAGUGGAGACCUUUCGUCACAUCAUAAAAUCCACACAGGGGAGAAGCCGUAUCAAUGCAACGAAUGUGGAAGAUUUUAUCGUACCUCAUCAGCCCUUAGAAGUCAUGAGAAAGUUCACACGGGGGAAAAAAAAUUCAAAUGUUUAAACUGUGGGAAAGCAUUUGCUAAUUCAACUCACCUUAGAAGUCACAGCCGAAUCCAUACAAGAGAGAAACUUCUCAAAUGCUCAGUGUGAUAAAUGUUUUUCUCAGAAAAAUUCUCUCUUGAUGCAUCAGCGAAUCCACGCUGGAGAAAAACCAUUUAAAUGAGUGUCGGAAAUGUUUUGCCCAACCUUCAGCACUCCUGAUGCACACCCGUAAUCACACAGGAAAGUAGGCAUACAAGUAUGCAGAGUGUGAGAAACCAUUUCCUAGCAA